Molecule: messenger RNA, 3090 nt
Organism: Neopsephotus bourkii (Bourke's parrot)
Lineage: Eukaryota; Metazoa; Chordata; Aves; Psittaciformes; Psittacidae
Gene: RIPK4
Product: receptor interacting serine/threonine kinase 4
Exons: 8
Coding region: 326-2698 (790 amino acids)
Biological process (GO): protein phosphorylation
Molecular function (GO): protein binding; ATP binding; protein kinase activity
Source: RefSeq, a predicted model, not a curated record
GGGACCGGGAUCUCACACAGUGUCGGAGCGGGAAGAGGAACCAAGGAACCGCGCUUUACAGGUGUCGGGGGAAGCCAGAAGCGCUGCCCAGGCCCCGGGGAGCCAAGGGAGGGCGCUACGGCAGCAGCACCCGAGCACCGGCAGCGGGGCCGGGCAGCGCCACAGCCGCUCCCUGCUCCGCUCCAGGCAGCGGCGGAGGGGGGGCGGGUCCGGCCCAGGAAGUGACGCCGCCCUGCACCCCCCCGCGGCACACCUGACUCACCUGGGCGGGCGGCGGUGGCGGCGGUGCCGGUCGGUCUGUCGGCGGCCGAGGAGCAGCAGCAGCAUGGCGAGGGAGAAUGUCGUCUCCCCGUGGGCCAUGGGACUGCUGAAAACCUUCGAGGAGAGCGAGUUCGGCAGCUGGGAGAAGAUCGGCUCGGGGGGGUUCGGGCAGGUGUACAAGGUGCGGCACCUCCACUGGAAGACAUGGCUCGCCAUCAAGUGUUCGCCCAGCCUUCAUGUGGAUGAGAAGGAGCGCAUGGAGUUAUUGGAAGAAGCGAGGAAGAUGGAAAUGGCAAAGUUUCGCUACAUCCUUCCUGUUUACGGCAUCUGUAAAGAGCCAGUUGGCUUGGUCAUGGAAUACAUGGAAACGGGAUCCCUGGAAAAGCUUCUGGCUUCCGAACCUCUGCCCUGGGAAUUGCGCUUCCGCAUCAUCCAUGAGACAGCUGUGGGGAUGAACUUCUUGCACUGCAUGUCUCCUCCGCUGCUCCACCUGGACCUCAAGCCUGCAAACAUCCUGCUUGAUGCCCACUACCAUGUUAAGAUUUCUGACUUUGGACUUGCAAAGUGCAAUGGCUUGUCCCAUUCUCAUGACAUCAGCAUGGAUGGCUUGUGUGGCACAAUCGCAUACCUUCCCCCAGAGCGCAUCAAGGAGAAAAACAGGUGUUUUGACACCAAACAUGAUGUGUACAGCUUUUCCAUUGUGGUUUGGGGAGUUCUUACUCAGAAGAAGCCUUUCGCAGAGGAAAACAACAUUUUGCAUAUUAUGGUAAAAGUAGUUAAAGGCCACCGCCCAGAGCUACCUGCUGUUUCCAAAUCCAGACCUCAUUCAUGUAAUAACUUGAUCAAACUGAUGCAAAAAUGUUGGCAAGAUGAUCCUGGUGAACGGCCAACUUUUAAAGAAAUCACUUCAGAAACAGAGGCUCUUUGUGAAAAACCAGAAGAUGAAAUGAAAGAGAUGGUAACUCAGGACCUGGACACCAAGAAUUCCCCAGAGCAGCAGCCUGAGGGGAUUUCUGCAUUAUCCAAGACAAAACAGGAGCCUGAUCUACCACUAGUUAAGGAUUACAGUCUGUCAGAGUUGUUGUCCCAGCUGGAUUCAGGGAUUUCACAGACUAUGGAAGGCCCUGAGGAUCUCAGCCGCAGCUGUUCAGAGUCCAAACUUGCCUCCAGUGACAAGCGGCUUUCAGGAGUUUCAUCUGUAGAUUCAGCUUUUUCAUCCAGAGGCUCCCUUUCCCUUUCCUUUGAAAGGGAGAGUUCAGAUAUUGGUACUACAGACAUCCAGAAGAGGAAGCUAACAGAGGCCAUUUUAUCUGGAGACACCAGCAAGCUAAUGAAGAUCCUCCAGCCUCAAGAUGUUGAUAUUGUUUUAGAUGGGAACUCCAGUCUUUUGCACCUGGCUGUUGAAGCUGGUCAAGAAGAAUGUGUCAAAUGGCUCCUCCUGUACAAUGCUAAUCCUAACCUUACCAACAAGAAGGGAUCCACCCCUCUUCACAUAGCCAUUGAGAAGAAAUUUAAAAGCAUUGUGGAGCUGAUUAUGGCUAGGAAAAUCAAUGUUAAUGCCAAAGAUGAGGAUCAGUGGACUGCUCUUCACUUUGCUGCCCAAAAUGGGGAUGAUUUCAGCACCAAAAUGCUGCUUGAUAAGAAUGCAUCCUUAAAUGAGGUAGAUUUUGAAGGCAGAGCCCCCAUCCAUAUAGCCUGUCAGUAUGGCCAAGAGAAUAUUGUGCGGAUCCUGCUGCGAAGAGGUGUUAACGUGAACAUCAAAGGAAAGGAUGACUGGGUGCCACUGCACUAUGCUGCCUGGCAAGGUCAUCUCCCCAUUGUAAAGCUUCUGGCCAAACAGCGGGGUGCAAAUGUGAACGUGCAGACUGUGGAUGGAAGGACCUCACUACACUUAGCUGCUCAACGAGGACACUACCGUGUCGCUCGCCUUCUUAUAGACCUGGAGUCGGAUGUCAACAUUCAGAAUGGGCUCUUGCAGACUGCUCUCCACAUUGCUGCUGAAACAGGCCACACAAGCACAUCGAGGCUGCUCCUUAAGCAUGGUGCAGACAUUGAGGCAGCAACAGCGGAAGGAUACACUGCACUGCACUUGGCAUCUCGCAGUGGCCAUUUAGCAACGACAAAGCUGCUUGUAGAUGAAAGGGCCAGUGUUUUAGCCAGGGGCCCUUUAAAUAGGACAGCAUUACAUCUUGCUGCAGAAAACGGGCACUCUGAAGUAGUAGAGGAACUUGUCAGUUCAGAAAAUAUCAGUGUUUCUGACAGUGAAGGGUUGACAGCUCUUCACCUGGCUGCACAAGGAGGGCACACAAAAACAGUUGAGGUUCUUCUGAAGCAUGGGGCAUACGCUGACAUGCAAAGACCCACAUGUCAGACCCUGCUACAGCUUGCUCAGCAGGGCAGUAGUAGUUCAGUUACUGUGUUGCUAAGUGAGACUUAAACAAAAGGGACAGAACUUGCUACCUUUCUACCUGGUGCAAGAGGGUUGCUGGAGCUUGAUGCAAGGGCCUUCUCCAGUUGUGCACUGACCCACUCGUCAGCAUGUCAGCUGAUGGACUGAGGUGGAACCAGCAGAACCUACUCGUGUCUGAGUGUGCAAGUGAGAGCACACAUGGACUAAGACUGGAUGUAAGGCUAAGAGCCAGAGUCUGCCAUACUGUGGUCUGUAUCAGUCAUUCUGCGUGUGCCUGCCUGUCUGUAUAUUGACAUUCCUCUCCCAAGGAUGUUGUGAGAGAAGGAUGCAACUUGUGGGUUUCUCCAUGCUUUUUUUUUUUUUUUUUCCAUGUGCCAAACUAAUUUAAGAGCUAACAUUCUGCUUUUUUAUUUUUCUGA